AUGAUCUCUCAACCCUUCACAACCGGGCUUCUCGCCCUGUGCUUCACCACUUUCACCUCUGCGUCGGCCAUCCCGCACCUCGAUAACCAGGGCAUCCUGAGCUACGCAGACCAUGCCAACACUCCCUUCGGGGCCGCAUCAACCACUUCUGACAGUGUCGAUGCAGAUGGGUUCAGCCGCCCGUCCUGGUUUACCUCCGCCCUGAUGGCCCGCCGCCUGCUCGCGCUUUCUCCGUCUGGCGUCAUCUCCACCGUCUUCCCGAGCCACAUCCCUACCUAUUCCCGCACGCCCGCCGAGGUGGCCGGUCUGCCUAUCGGUCUACGCGAGUACGUUGCGGACUGUGACUCGGCAUUGCCCGAGGGCCUGUCGCACGAAGAUAACGGCGAUCCCACCAUUCUGGCCCUGCGCGUCGCAACUACCUUCAAGAACAUUGGCGCCGGGUCCAACCUUAGCCUCGAGCUCGACUGGUGGGAGCAUCUUUCCGAUGCGGGCGCCGUCUACCCCGGUCUCCCUCCCAGCCCGGCUGCUCUCCCGCGCAUCACCCUGUUCGGAUACCUCGACACCCUCCCGGAACUCUCAGACGCGGCCACAGCCACACUGGAGAAGUGUUUCCUCCAGUCUCAUCAAGAUGCGAAGGUCUGGCUGCCUAGCACACCAGGGUCCCCACACGCGAGUUUCUGGGCCCGGUUGGUGGUUACGCAGGCGUACUGGAUCGGCGGGUUUGGCGACGUGCAACAGAUCGGGUGGAUGAAUGUCACCGAGUGGAAGGGCAUCCGCCGGCACGGUAGUGUGGCUGGCGUGGGCGAUGGGAGGGACGGCUACACAGGGGUGCCUGAUGGAAUGGACACACAUGGGCUCGGAUCCAGAUACCCGAUCGGAUAA
This is a messenger RNA of Penicillium canariense, 882 nucleotides long. RefSeq lists its product as uncharacterized. The record is from RefSeq and is a predicted model, not a curated record. Lineage: Eukaryota; Fungi; Ascomycota; Eurotiomycetes; Eurotiales; Aspergillaceae. The transcript is spliced from 2 exons. Bases 1 to 882 code for a protein of 293 amino acids.